AUGACUGAUUACAAAGUAUCAUCUUCGUCCUCAUCGAAACACGGUUCCCAAUCUGGCUCCUCGGCCCAAAGUUCAUUGCUGGUGGCGAAACCGGCAAAUUUACAAUGUAAAGAUUUCCAAGAAUAUCUACGUACACGAAGUCCCGAUACCUUGGAGAAGCUAUACAAUUAUCCCACAAUUUGUUUGGCUGUUUAUCGGGAGCUACCAGAAAUUGCCCGGCAAUUUGUGAUACGUAUAUUGUUUGUGGAGCAGCCAGUGCCACAGGCUGUGGUGGCCUCAUGGGGUUCGCAGUAUUAUGCCAAAGAACAACAAAUGUCCACAAAUAUCCUGACGGAGUUGAAUGUAUGGCGCACCACCACCAUACCUGGUGGUCUCUCGGCCUGGGAAUUGUGUCCGACGUUUAAAAAGAAUUUAAAAAUCGCCUUGCUUGGAGGUGGCAAACCCUGGUCCAUGUCUCACACCUUGGAAAAAGAUUCCAAACCACGUGAUAUUGCCUUUUUGGAUCAGUAUGCCAUGUCCCGAUGGCGUUGUGUGCUCCAUUAUAUGGUGGGCACAGGUGGUGUCAACAAAGGUCCAGGUAGUGAGAUUAGCCCCGAUGCUGUAAGAAUUUUGCUGCAUGCCAAUCUAAUGAAACGUGAUGAAACGGGUAUAACCAUAACGCGACAAGGUUUCCAGUUCCUUUUGUUGGAUACCCAGUCACAGGUGUGGCAUUUUAUGUUAAUGUAUUUGGAUACCUGUGAAGAACGAGGUCUCUCACUGCCGGAAUGUUUGAGUAUGCUGUUUCAAUUGAGUUUCUCCACCUUGGGACGUGAUUACAGCUCGGAGGGUAUGAAUCCGAAAAUGUUGGCUUUCCUGCAACAUUUGCGAGAAUUUGGUUUGGUAUUUCAAAGGAAACGUAAAGAGGGUAGAUUUUACCCAACGCGCUUGGCAUUGAAUGUCACCAACAAGGCAGCCACUGUACCGGCCGUGGUAUUGGAAGAUGAAAAAUCCCAAGAGAGUGGUUACAUUAUUGUCGAAACUAAUUAUCGCGUGUACGCCUAUACAGAUUCACCCCUACAAGUGGCCGUUUUGGGUUUAUUCACGGAGUUACUAUAUCGUUUUCCAAAUUUGGUGGUCGGAGUGUUGACCCGCGACUCUGUACGCCAAGCUUUACGUGGUGGCAUAACAGCAGAUCAAAUAAUCAGCUACUUAGAACAAUAUUCCCAUCCGAAUAUGAAGUUAACAGAAUCGGCAAUUAAAUCCAAAUCUCCCCUACCACCCACAGUUGUUGAUCAAAUUAAGCUAUGGGAAAUGGAACGUAAUCGUUUCACCUAUACCGAGGGUGUAGUCUACAAUCAAUUUUUGUCACAAGCUGAUUUUAUUACCUUGCGCGAUUAUGCCCAAUCGAUUGGGGUAUUGGUGUGGCAAAAUGAGCGUACCCGUACAAUGGUUGUAACGAAAAAUGGCCACGAUGAUGUACGGCGAUUUUGGAAGAAAUUCUCCAAAAAUGCCAGUUGA
This is a messenger RNA of Musca vetustissima, 1497 nucleotides long. It is a transcript of the gene mrn, whose product is annotated as general transcription factor IIH subunit 4. The transcript is spliced from 2 exons. Gene Ontology annotation, molecular function: double-stranded DNA binding; ATPase activator activity. The record is from RefSeq and is a predicted model, not a curated record. NCBI's taxonomy places the organism in Eukaryota, Metazoa, Arthropoda, Insecta, Diptera, Muscidae. Gene Ontology annotation, biological process: nucleotide-excision repair. Gene Ontology annotation, cellular component: transcription factor TFIIH holo complex; transcription factor TFIIH core complex. Bases 1 to 1497 code for a protein of 498 amino acids.